Messenger RNA from Malassezia japonica, 384 nucleotides. RefSeq names its product Cytochrome b-c1 complex subunit 7 (gene QCR7). The coding region runs from base 1 to 384 and encodes 127 amino acids. Lineage: Eukaryota; Fungi; Basidiomycota; Malasseziomycetes; Malasseziales; Malasseziaceae. The transcript has 4 exons. Gene Ontology annotation, biological process: mitochondrial electron transport, ubiquinol to cytochrome c. The record is from RefSeq and is a predicted model, not a curated record.
AUGGCCUCUAAGUCUAUUUCGCUUGCGAACUUCAUCCAGUCUUCGCCGACGCUGCUGAAGCUUGUUCAGCCGGUCGCGAACGCGUACGCGCAGACUGCUGGCUACCGCCAGUUCGGUCUCCGCUACGACGACCUCCUCGAGGAGGAGAACCACCAGAUGCAGAAGGCUAUCUCGCGUCUUGAGCCGAUUGAGGGCUACGACCGCGCCUACCGCAUGCGGCGCGCGGUUCAGUGCUCGAUCCUCCAGCGCAACCUUCCCAAGGAGCAGUGGAUCACCCCCGAGGAUGACGUCCGCUACAUCACUCCCCUCGUGGAGCAGAUCCAGAAGGCUGACGACGAGCGGGCUAACUUUGACACGAUGAAGGUCACCAAGUCUAGCCACUAA